AUCCAGAUUUAGUGAAUUAAAAUUUGGUUUAAAAAUGAAUCAAGCCGAUGUCAGCAAACUAAUGUCACAGCUGAGAAUUGCUGUGCGACCAACCAAACGUAACUUAAAAAACCCUGAUGGCCCAGAAGGCCGUCUACUGAAGCUGCGAAAAACCGUGACGGCGUUGGUCAAACACGAGCGCAUUGAAUUGUAUUAUAAUCGGGCUGAUGAAGCGCGUGGAUAUGCUGAAUUGCUCAUUUCAAAUGCUAUACGCCAUGGCGAUCGACACAAAGCAACCAUGGAGCUAGCAGACUACUGGCUGCUGGAAAAACAACUUGUUCAUAAACUCUUUAAGGUUUUAGUACCGCGCUUCGAGAACUCUACCGUUUCCUACACACGCAUGUUCAAGGCGCCACGCGAUUAUCCAGGAAUGUACUAUAGAAAAUCAGUGCUGGAGCUACGUGGAAAUCCUUAUCCCGCACUGAUACCAGAUAACAGCCAGAAUCGCAAUUUAUUACACAAUGUGCUGCUGGACGAGGCGCGCAAGGAGUUCCGACGUGAAAAGUUAGCAAGCUUGGCUAACAAACUGGCUGCUGAGACUGAGAAUGCAACAGCAUCAACAAUUGAAACACCUGCACAAGCACCUGUAACGGAUCCACAGUCCGAGCAGUCAAAGCAAGCCGAGGAAGCGCCCAAAGCAUAGUUAACUAUUGUAAAUCUGUUGAUGUAAUACAUUUUUCUAAGCUAAUUUAUAAUAUACAGAGAUGUUAAACGGGUGGUA
Molecule: messenger RNA, 760 nt
Organism: Drosophila navojoa
Lineage: Eukaryota; Metazoa; Arthropoda; Insecta; Diptera; Drosophilidae
Gene: mRpL17
Product: mitochondrial ribosomal protein L17
Biological process (GO): translation
Cellular component (GO): ribosome; mitochondrial large ribosomal subunit
Molecular function (GO): structural constituent of ribosome
Source: RefSeq, a predicted model, not a curated record